AUUUGUCUCCGCAGUUUCUAAACUGGGGAAAACUACAAAAUGGCAUCAAAUGAUGAUGAUAUUAGAGCAAAGCAGAGGCAGAUAAGCAUUCGAGGAAUAGCUCCUCUAGAAGGUGUAAACAACAUCAAAAACAACUUCAACAAACAUCUCCACUUCACUCUGGUAAAAGAUCGACAGAACGCAACUUCAAGAGAUUAUUUCUUUGCCUUGGCUCACGCAGUUAAAGACCAGGUUUGUGGAAGAUGGAUCCGCACCCACCAACACUACCAUAAGACAGACACUAAAAAGAUAUACUAUUUGUCUAUGGAGUUCUACAUGGGAAGAGCUUUGACCAACACCAUGGUUAAUAUCGGAAUCGAUAGCGAAUGUGAAGAAGCAAUGUAUCAGCUCGGGCUAGACAUGGAAGAACUUGAAAGCAUGGAGGAAGAUGCUGGUUUGGGCAAUGGAGGUUUAGGGCGAUUAGCUGCCUGCUUUCUCGAUUCCAUGGCCACACUGGGAAUGCCAGCCUAUGGUUAUGGUAUACGGUAUGACUACGGAAUCUUUGAACAAAGAAUCAGAGGAGGCUGGCAAGUCGAGGAACCCGAUGAGUGGCUGCGUUAUGGAAACCCCUGGGAACAAGCUCGUCCCGAAUAUGUUCUGCACGUCAAUUUUUACGGAAGGAUCGAACAGAAUGAGAACGGAACAAAAUGGUUGGAUUACCAAACUGUGUGUGCUUUACCAUACGAUACACCAAUACCUGGUUAUGGAAACAACACCAUCAACAUUAUGAGACUGUGGUCAGCUAAAGCUCCAAAUAGCUUCAAUCUGAAAUUUUUUAACAAUGGUUCUUACCUUCAAGCUGUGCACGAUAGAUACUUAGCUGAGAAUAUUACACGUGUAUUGUAUCCGAAUGACUCCAUGUUUGAGGGUCGAGAGUUGAGACUAAAGCAGGAAUAUUUCCUUGUAUCAGCCUCUCUCCAAGACAUAAUCAGAAGAUACAAAGGCGGAAAAAACUUCGACUACGAGAGAGUAUCAUUUGGCGCUUUUUCUGAGAAAACCGCUAUUCAAUUGAAUGAUACUCAUCCUGCACUAGCUAUACCAGAGUUGAUGAGGAUUCUUAUAGAUGAAGAAGGUCUAGUGUGGGAAGAAGCCUGGAAGAUCGUUGUGGACACCUGUGCAUACACAAACCAUACUGUUCUUCCAGAGGCUCUGGAAAGAUGGCCAGUGUCACUCUUGGAAAAGCUAAUUCCAAGACAUUUGGAAAUUAUCUACCUAAUCAAUCACCUAUUUCUGAAAAAGGUAGAAGAAAAAUGGCCAGGAGAUGGAGAUCGGAAAAGAAGAAUGUCAAUGGUUGAAGAGGGGGGAGAAAAAUUUAUCAACAUGGCUCAUCUGUGUAUUGUUGGAUCUCAUGCUGUUAACGGUGUUGCCAGAAUACAUUCUGAAAUCAUAAAGACCAGCAUCUUCAAAGAUUUUUAUGAGAUGUUUCCAGAAAGGUUCCAAAACAAGACCAACGGGAUAACUCCUCGUCGAUGGCUGUUGAUGUGUAACCCUUCGCUAUCCUCACUCAUCACUCAAAGAAUCCAAUCGGAAUGGGUCACAAACUUGGAUUUACUGAGAAAUCUGGAACCACUGACCUCGGAUGAAGUCUUUUUGAGAAGUCUGAUUCGAGUAAAACAGGAAAACAAACAGAAACUAGCCUGUUAUAUUGAGAAAGAAUUCAACAUUUCUAUCAAUCCUUCUUCCAUGUUUGAUAUUCAAGUCAAACGAAUCCAUGAAUACAAAAGACAAUUGCUUAACUGCCUUCACAUCAUCACCUUGUACAACGAGGUUAAGAGGCACGGUUCAAACAAAAUCGUUCCUCGGACUGUGAUGAUUGGUGGAAAAGCCGCCCCAGGUUACUAUAUGGCCAAACUCAUCAUCAAAUUGGUCAACUGCGUUGCUGACGUAGUCAAUCAUGACCCUGAUGUUGGCGACAAACUGAAAGUUGUGUUUUUGGAGAACUAUCGAGUCAGUCUUGCUGAGAAGAUUGUACCAGCAGCAGAUCUGAGUGAACAAAUCUCUUUGGCGGGAACUGAGGCGUCCGGUACAGGAAAUAUGAAAUUCAUGUUAAAUGGUGCUCUAACCAUUGGUACACUCGAUGGUGCUAACGUAGAAAUGCGGGAGGAAGUUGGCGCAGAGAAUUUCUUCCUCUUUGGGAUGACUGUCGAAGAGGUGGAGAGUCUUAGAAAAGAUGGUUACUAUCCUAGAAAGUACUACGAGGAAAAUGCCAAACUUAGAGAAGCAAUUGAUCAGAUAAACAAUGGCUUCUUUUCCCCGGAGGAUCCCACUCUUUUCCGGGACAUUUUCAACAAUCUGAUGCAUACUGAUCGAUACUGCCUGAUGAAAGACUACAGUUCUUACAUCGAAUGUCAGCAACGCGUAAGCGAGCUUUACAAGAAACCUAUGGAAUGGGCACGCAUGUGUUUACGUAACAUUGCGGCCUCGGGUAAAUUCUCAAGUGACCGCACAAUAAAGGAAUACGCAACAGACAUCUGGGGAGUGGAUCCAUCUGGGAUUAAACUCCUGGCACCCCAUGAGGAGUCACAUGAUUAAUACCCAGGUGUAAAAUGUUAUGGAAUAGAAUCUGGACAAUACGAUAAUAUCAUUUCUUUGUUGAUAAGUUUCCUGAUAAUAAAAUAAAGCAUUUUUAUUAUG
Saccostrea echinata is the source of this 2673-nucleotide messenger RNA. RefSeq names its product glycogen phosphorylase, muscle form-like. The record is from RefSeq and is a predicted model, not a curated record. Gene Ontology annotation, biological process: glycogen catabolic process. Gene Ontology annotation, molecular function: glycogen phosphorylase activity; pyridoxal phosphate binding. The coding region runs from base 40 to 2571 and encodes 843 amino acids. The transcript is spliced from 2 exons. NCBI's taxonomy places the organism in Eukaryota, Metazoa, Mollusca, Bivalvia, Ostreida, Ostreidae. Gene Ontology annotation, cellular component: cytoplasm.